AUGGAAGGAAAGACGCGAAGUUGGAAGAACUGGUUGAUACCCAAACGGCCAAACCCUAAGAUCCACGCGGUCGUCUGCGGCGGGGCGAGGAAGAAAGCACGGUCGAAGUCCCUGGGGCACUCUGACUGGAGGCCGUAUCGGUCUGAAAUGAAGAGAAUCUCCACCGGGAAGCUGCGAAGAAGGCUUAGGGAUUACAUCUCGCCAAUCCACACUGUGGUCUGUUGGUGCGCGAGUCUCCGAUGGACGGAGAGACUGGAGGUUAUUGAUUUCGCGAGGCUCCGAUGGACAGAGAGACCGGAGACGGUGUGGCGGUAUUAG
Messenger RNA from Microthlaspi erraticum, 318 nucleotides. The record is from the annotation of a GenBank genome assembly. NCBI's taxonomy places the organism in Eukaryota, Viridiplantae, Streptophyta, Magnoliopsida, Brassicales, Brassicaceae.